Rotaria socialis is the source of this 609-nucleotide messenger RNA. NCBI's taxonomy places the organism in Eukaryota, Metazoa, Rotifera, Eurotatoria, Philodinida, Philodinidae. The record is from the annotation of a GenBank genome assembly.
AUGCUUCGAUCUCAUCAUCCUCAUCUUGUGCAAAAAGCCGACAUAACCAUCGCCAUCGUUUUCCCCUGCUAUAAACCAUCUUCCCGAUUUCAAACACAUUCUUUGUUAUCAUCUAAUGUAAACAACUACAAUGAACUACUAAAGAAUUUAUCAAGUCUUCACAACUUUUCUAUUCUUGAUAUUCCAAUCGCCGGCGACCAUCUUGGUCGUGAUGGCAUGCAUCUUGAUUCCAUACAUAUAUCGUAUCUCAGUAAUACUAUUCAAGAAUACGUUCACGACUUGAUGAGUAAGAGAAUCACACCCAUAAAGUCUCUACGUCGUUCACGGACAGCACUAAAUCGUCGUAAUAAGAAAUGCCAUGAGAAGCUAAAACAAAAACAAAAGACUCAUGUCGUGAUUCGACAUAUAGAUCGAAUAUGGCCUUUAAAAGAAAUAAAAACCUAUCUAGCAUAUAAAAAAAUUCAAUAUAAUCAUUUACCCGAAAUUUGGAAACAAAAACUUUGUAUUCAGUUUACUUACCCUGCCCAUCGAGAACACGCUGAAAAAACAUUGACUCUUAAUGAUUUUGAUGAAAAUAGUUAUUCUGAAUGGUGUUCACAAGAACAUUAA